UCAUUAUAAUAAUAAUUGUUAAUAAUAUUAAAUAAACCUUGCAGCUGAGCAAUAGUUGGACUCUGUAGAGAAAAGAAGACACAAAGGAGUCUGCUGGAGCAUACUUCCUCCUACACAAGGUCAUUGCUGCAGAAUCUGGCGCACUAAAGCUGCAGCUCCGAUAAACACAUUUCUUGAACAACACAAAAUAAAACAAGAAAGCUUUAUAUUUCACAAGUUGAAAUACAGCACACUUAAAUUAUGUAAAUUUGGUGUCGUGCUGCUUUGGUAGAGUUGUAUUAGGAAGACAAAAUUUGCUGUUGGGGAGUACGUUUAGUGUCACUAGUUGUCUUCACAGCAGUCCACCAUGAUAAUAAAUGGUGUCAUAGAAGGUCCAGAUUGUAAAAUGUAAAGGAUGGAAGAGGAAAAAGCAGAGGAAAAGUACAUACUAAUACAAAGCUUUAAUACAAAAUGUUAACAUGCAUCAGCAAUUGCUACAUUUUAUUCUGAAUCAGAAUCAAAGAUAAUUUCUUGCAUUUUGAAUGGUUGGUAUUUACAGAAGUAUGGGCUCACCCAGGGUGCCAUUAAUUCAAGAAACAGCAGUUUUAUAUGAUUUAAAAAACUGCUUCUCAGGUUUACACUGAAUGGUCUGAAAAAUCAAAAUAUCCAGCAAGCAGCAGUUGUGUGAUUGAAAAUGUCGUAUUGAUGUUAGAAAAGAAUGUGAAGACUAGUUCAAGAUGCUAGAAAGACAACAGAAACUAAAAUGACAAAUGUUGCUUCCUCUAAUGACCAUUGAUCCCAGUAUUUCAAAUGCAACUAGUCAGGUGGGAAAUGGGUAGUGCUGCUGUCAGACACUUUUGGAGACCCUAGUAUCAACUGAUGUUUAAAUUCUUCAGACUACCUGUGUAUUUUUGCUCACUGUCUCCAUCCCUUUAUGAACACAGUGGCCAUCUUCUGAUGACUAUGUCUAGCAGGAUAAUGCACCGUGCCAGAAAGCUCAAAUCUUCUCAAACUGGUUCCACAAGCAUUUCAUUCCAAUGACUUCCACAGUAACCACAUCUCAAUCCAACUGGAAAUUGUUGGGACGUUUUGGAACUGGAGAUUCUUAUCAAGGAAGAGAAGCUGGUAAAUGUGAAGUAACUGACACCCUGCUGCAGCUAUGCAAUGAAGAUUCAGGAAGUUGUCAUGGCAAACAGAAAUCAAAGACGCUACUUGCAGGUUUUGAUGUUUUGAUUAUGUCAAGAAAAACUAACUAUGAAAGAAGGGCCUAUAAAUAAUUGGGCAUAUAGGCUAUGGCAGGUGCCAUCUGCUUGCCCUGACUAAGCUUCUGACACAUCACUUGUUAGUAAGACAGAUUUGGGCCUAUGGGGGCGACUUGUUACUAUGGCAGACACCAUGAAGCAGCGAUACCAGCUGUCACAAUCCAACACCUGCCAACCUGUGGUUUGGAUCAUAAAAAUAGUUCUUCAAUUUGUACUUGUAUGGUUUGGGUAUUUUCCUUUCUUUAAUGUAAGACCUUUUAUCUCUAUUCAGAGGAGUUUGAGUUCAUAUCCUCUGCAAACAUUAGAUCUGGAACAUUAUUGACUAAAACAAAACAAAUGAUUUCCCUGCUCAACAACAUGGUGUUCUGUGUGUUAACCGCUCUCUGUGUGCAUAAAUGGUACCAUACUGGCUCCAAAUGGUCACUGCAGCUAAUUUUAUCUGAACCUUUGGCAGAACCCAAGCCAACACUUUUUAAACUGGUUUCCAAGACAACGCCAACCAGUUGGACCAAUUAGAACAAAGGAGACCUAAGAAUUAAGCUGUGUGGAAAUCAGAAGAAAAGCAUUCUCAAAAUUAAUUCAACAAAUUAAAAAAAGUGUGCUUUGGACAAAGAAUGACCAACACUGUAUACACACACUCACCAUCUCUUUCUCCUUUUUUCUGCUCUUCUGCUGAUGCUGCACCAUCCACUGACUGCAAGAUGUUCAGUCCAGCUUCUAAAGGAUCCGCAGGGGACUCAAGGAUUGACAAGUCCACUUUGUCUGCACUGAAAGGACGGAAACAGGAACUGCUGAACAUCUCUAACGUCCCUCUGGGAGAAUGCCCCCCAUCGCCACCUCGCACAGCACCACCCAGCAUGAAGUCUGCAGACUUCUUCGAUAUGCUGGAAAAGAUGCAGGUCCCCAAAGCUGAAGACACCAAAAGAUGGAAGGAUGACUACAUCCCCUACCCACGGAUUGAAGAUGUCCUGGAGAAAGGUGGUCCAUACCCCCAGGUGAUCUUGCCCCAGUUUGGGGGUUACUGGAUCGAAGAUGCAGAGGCACCAGCAGGAACCCCUUCCUCCUCUGAGUCCAGUUUCUGUGAGGAAGAGGAUGGAGAUGAGGGCAUGAGCCCUGGCGGGGCGCAUAGCUACCGCCUGGAGUGUAACAGCACAGCUCGAGCCUACCGCAAACACUUCCUUGGCAAGGAGCACCUGAACUACUACUGCACGGGCAGCAGCAUAGGCAACCUCAUCAUGUCUCUGAAACACGAGGAGGCUCAGGGCCAGGAGUUUCUGCGCAUCAUGCUCAGAUCUCGGACCAAAACAGUUCACGACAGAAUCUCUUUAGCUGGCAUCAGUCAGCUGCCCAGUGUGCCUCAGAUUGCAAAGCUGCUGUGUGACGAUGCCACAGGACUGAGGUUCAGCCCAGUUCUCUACCCUCGGGGAUCCCAGCUGAUAGUGGCGUAUGACGAACAUGAGGUGAACAACACGUUCAAAUUCGGAGUCAUCUAUCAGAAAUUUGGACAGACAUCAGAGGAAGAGUUAUUCGGAAACAAUGAGGAGACGCCCGCUUUCAAGGAGUUCCUGAGCGUCUUAGGAGACAACAUUGAGCUCCAGGAUUUUAAAGGGUUCCGCGGAGGACUGGACGUUUCUCAUGGACAGACGGGAUCUGAAUCUGUCUACACUGUCUUCAGACACAGAGAGAUUUUGUUCCAUGUUUCCACUAAGCUUCCCUUCACCGAGGGUGACGUGCAGCAGCUCCAAAGGAAAAGACACAUUGGAAAUGAUAUUGUGGCUGCGGUCUUCCAGGAAGAGUCCACACCGUUUGUUCCCGACAUGAUCGCCUCCAACUUCCUGCACGCCUAUAUUCUGGUGCAGGUCGAGAACCCCUGUACAGAUCACACCACCUAUAAGGUGUCUGUUACAGCAAGAGAAGACGUUCCUCCUUUCGGGCCUCCGCUCCCAAACCCGCCCGUCUUCAAGAAGGGUCCUGAGUUCCGAGAAUUCCUGCUAACAAAGCUGAUCAAUGCCGAGAACGCCUGCUACAAAUCUGACAAAUUUGCCAAACUGGAGGGACGCACACGGGCCGCCCUGCUGGAUAACCUGCAUGACGAGCUGCACAGACAGAGCCAGGCGGUGCUGGGACUCGGGCAGAUUGGGGAGGAGGAUAAGCUGGAGAACGGCGGACACGGAGGUCUGCUCGAAUCGUUCAAGAGGGCCAUGCGCGUCAGGAGCCAUUCCAUGGAGACCGUGGUGGGUUCUCAUCGUCACCGGAGCCCCGGGGUGGCAGGUGGGGUCCCUUCCAGCCUCAGUGGCGGGGGAUUGCCACAAAGCACCAGUGAAUGCACAAAGAGCACCUUCACUCCUCCUGUUCUGUCAGCCAAAUCUCCUUUAAAGAGCCCAGUGAAACGGCGCUCAGGCCUCUUCCCACGUCUCCACUCCAGCACAGACGCUCCAUCAGACAAACACACACGCAGUGAUCAUAAACCAGCAGAGAUCUGCCAGCAUUCCCAAGAGGUGAGGUCAGAGACAUCAUCCAAUCCCAGCUCACCUGAGAUCUGCCCCAACAAAGAAAGGCCUUUCAUUAAGCACAAGGAGUGCAGCAGCGGCAGCAGCUGUAGGCCCAACAUCUCUCGCUCUUCGUCUAGCACCAGCAGCUUCAGCAGCACCACGGGGGAAACAGAAGCUCUGGAGGAGCUGGAGACAGUCAGUCAUCCGUCCAUCACAUCCACCUCUGCCUUCAGUCCCGCCCUGAGCAUCGACAGCCAGGGAUCGGGUACACCUGUCAUCAUGUGCCGCAGUCCAACAGAUGGAAAAGGGAAAACAUCACCCAGGUCAAGUUUGAAGUUCCGCUUUGACAAAAUGAGCCACUCAUCCACAGCUUCUGAGUAGAUUUGGGGAAGGAAAAAGCAUCAGACUUCCUCAGUGAAGAAGCAGCGUGAUUCUGAGGAAGUUGACUAAAUCACAACAUCACCAGAAAAGUAAAACAUUUGUGCAGCCUUUUCUUAUAACCAUAAGCAAAAGGCUAAUCUGACUAGAGCUGCACAGGAGAUCCUGCACACCAUAGACAUACUGAUAUAACUGUGAGUGUAAUUGAAGAAAAGCAGCUCAUACACGUUCACUGUCUUUGAAGCAACUUUUAGCUGCUUGAAUCUAGCUGCAGCAUAACUCUUGUUGUUCCUAUCACUUGACGGUCUUGGCAUGGCUGUAAAACUGUGAGUGUAGGGCAGGCUGUAGACUGCGCCUCAGCUUUUUCUUAGACACCAUCUUUCAAACAAGUGUACAAGUUUAUGGCCGAACUGUUAGUCCUCAUCCAGCCAACUGUUGAGCACUCUGUGGAACCAACGACAGACCGCAGGAUGUUCCUUUACCUUUACCCUUCAAUGGUAUGUCUGCAAGCAGUUCCUCUUGUGCUUUGAGAAAAGAAACAGUGAGCAGAGACUCUCCCACAUUCACAAAGACCUAAUGUAUAGUCUACUUACAGUAGCAAAGCCUUGUGGAACUGUGGAGCCUGAACUUCUUCGUUAUGAAUAUUAACGCUUUUUUAGAAAACAGCUAUGAUUUUUGGAGACACUUUUGUAACCUUGGUACCCAUUGCAUUGUGUCCACAGCACUCUAAAGAUGUCUCCCAGCAUUUAUAUAUCUGUCGGGGCGAUCCACGACACCCUGGUUAGACACAGUAGGAGACACUGCCAGCACAUUUUAGCCACAAGCUUAUUUUAGCCCAAGCUGCACCUUACAAUCUCUCCAAAGCCCUUUUUUCUCUGCUUGUGUGUUCAAUCUCUCACCGUGUGAGAGGAUGACAAGUUCCUGGAUCUGGUUACAGCACAGCUUGUGGGAAGCCAAACUACACCCACAUUUUCUGAAGGGGACAAAAAGACGUUGCACUUACUAAAAAACAUUUCACCUCCGUGUACCUUCCAUUGAAGCUUGCUAGCUCGGUGUAUCAGCAUACUUGCUCUGUGGUGCUUGUUUUUGGGGGGUAUUUUUAGCAGGGAAGUUUGCCAGUGAGGGAAUCGUUGAAGUCGACUUGAAAAAUAUGCUCCACCAGGCCUUUGAACCACCUUUUAUAGAAAUUACUUUUAAUGUGAAUUACAGUCUUGUCAUUUGCGUUUAAUGCCAUCGUAGCUAUGGUUUCAAACCCUUAAGUUGCAAAGACAGUUUCUCUCAAGCACAACGGGGCCAUGAAUCUUCUGUGAUUGUCAGCUAGCUAUCGACAUGUUAAGAGUGUUUUUAAUGUGACCAAACUAGAAAGUGUUUGGAUGAAUAUUGUGUUUUACUGCACAGGAAACUAUUGGUGAAGUUGAAGAUGGCUUAGCAAACUAAAGUUUCAAAGUUCACACACAUUGCAAAUGUCCUCGUUUAUUGAGUUUUAACAUCUUGGGAAGUUGCUCUGGAUGAAGUUACUUGAAAUGUAUGUUUUAAUAUGCCUAGACUAGCACAUAAUUUUGAAAUGGGAUAGGCCACCAAUUACCUCGUGUAAGGAGAGCAGGGACAGAAGAAACAGGAAGUUCUGUUUAUCAUUUUAUUUGUAGCGGUAUUGCCCAAAAAUGUCCUGCAGCCUUUUUCUCUGUUGACAUGCUUAAUUUAUUAUAUUAACUUCUUUUGCAUUGAUGUCAUGUACAAACAAAUCACUGCAGAAUAUGCUAAUUAAUUAAAGCAAAAUUAUAAAAUGAAGAUAUAUUAAUUUAAGAAAUGUCUAAAUAACGUAUAUGUAUAUUUGGUUAUGUAAUGUGCCACUGAGAAUUUAUUCUACAAUAAAAUGUUGUAUUUUGUGCCA
Xiphophorus couchianus (Monterrey platyfish) is the source of this 6002-nucleotide messenger RNA. It is a transcript of the gene rap1gap2a, whose product is annotated as RAP1 GTPase activating protein 2a. Gene Ontology annotation, cellular component: cytoplasm; plasma membrane. Gene Ontology annotation, biological process: regulation of small GTPase mediated signal transduction. Lineage: Eukaryota; Metazoa; Chordata; Actinopteri; Cyprinodontiformes; Poeciliidae. The record is from RefSeq and is a predicted model, not a curated record. Bases 1856 to 4114 code for a protein of 752 amino acids. Gene Ontology annotation, molecular function: GTPase activator activity. The transcript is spliced from 25 exons.